Molecule: messenger RNA, 459 nt
Organism: Verruconis gallopava
Lineage: Eukaryota; Fungi; Ascomycota; Dothideomycetes; Venturiales; Sympoventuriaceae
Exons: 2
Coding region: 1-459 (152 amino acids)
Source: RefSeq, a predicted model, not a curated record
AUGUUGAUUGAAGGUUUUGGAAAUUGCGUCAGGCAUCUCUGUGCAGUGCCAGUUACUGUGGUUGUGCGUGCAGGGACGUCAGUAGUCAUCUUAAUUGUCUUGCGUGUCCCAUCGACCCCAAGCACGAUCGCGGAGGCAAAGGCUGACAUGCUUCCAGUGACCGUAGAGAUAGUUGUGAUAGUCCUUGUCGCGCAGAGAACUGGACUAGUGGGGCCAAAGGUGGAAGGUCUUGUAGGUACCGGAUUCAUGACAUGGACGGUGGCGUGCGAGGUCAAAGUCGUUGUAGAAAAUGAGAAGCUCGUCGUAAGACCAAUUGAAGCUUUCGUCUCUUCAAAGGAGGGACUAGUGCGGUACGACUUCGAUGCACUAGAUGUGAAGGAGGCUAUCAUUCUUGACACCCUCCUCCGCUUCUUCACCAAGAAAACAAUUGCGGAGGACUCCAGGGCGAGGAUCGUAUGA